AUGGGCUCUCUUCGCUGGUUUGGCAGUCCCCAGCAGCCUGGAAGUGCUGCUGGGUGUUUGUGGGACUGGGCCGCGUCAAAGUUGCACUUGGAAUGGACAACAAGGUUCUUUCAAGAGGAUGAGGAGAUGCUGAUUCUGACCCACAAAGAUGAGUUGAACCAAACCUACAGUGAGGAUGAAAGAUUUCCUGUUCACAGCAUCACACGAAAAAAUGAGCCAUCAUCUUCACGAGAAAACAGCCUGGUUUUGCAACAUGAAGAGGACCCUGCUAUGGGGGUAAAACCAGCUCCUAACUUGAGAGGAUCCACCUGCACUGUUGGGCAGGACGAUCCAGAUUUUAAAGAAGCUAGAACAGUGGCAAUCUCCACUGGAACUAAGACCAUCACCACAACUUCAGAUGGUUCCACCAGUGACUCCCUCUGGUCCAAAAGUGCUAGAAAACACAACAAACAAACGCCCUCUAUGGAGCUGCAUACUGACAGAAAUGAGGAGAAACUGAGUUUCAAGCAGAACCAGGAGUGCAAGAGAGAGUCCUGCAGGGGGACAACAGAAAAUGUGGUAAAAUGGGGACUUUCUGAGGAUGAAGAGGGAGAAAAAGAAGAAGACUCUGUUGGGGGUACUUUUAACCUGCUUACCAGCUUUCAAAAUGACCAAGUGAGCACAAGUUUUGCUGAUUCAGUUCAAACCCACAGUACUAGUGGCACAACUCUGAAUUCUUCACCCACCAUCACGGCCUGGGAAGCUGGCUGGAACGUCACGAAUGCAAUACAGGGUAUCUUUGUGUUGGCUCUGCCCUUUGCACUGGUCCACUCAGGUUACAUGGGUCUGGUGCUGCUGGUUCUGUCGGCAUGGAUCUGUAACCACACAGGGAGCACCCUGGUGGCCUGCUUGUAUGAAGUGGACCAAAGUGGAGGACCUGGCUUGGGGUCAAGGGUUCGAGUCCGACACAGCUACCAGGAUGUUAUGGAGGCCUGUUGCAAAGGACUGUGGCCAAAUUGGUCGGGAGUGGGAGGAUGCGUGGUUAACGUUGCUCAGGUCAUUGAACUGUUGAUGACCUGCACGCUGUACCUGCUUGUCUCCACCAGCCUGUUGAGUGAGAGUCUGUCAGGAGCAGCGCUUCCCAGAUCAGCGUGCUCACUCGUAGCUCUGAUGUUCCUUCUGCCCUGCCUGCUGCUGAGUGAUCUCAGACCAGUCUCCACUCUCAGCCUGCUCUGCUCCCUGGCUCACAUACUCAUAAGCCUGCUGGUCACACUCUACUGUUUGAGUUGCGCCAGGACCUGGUCGUGGUCCUCCCUCUCUCUGUCUGUGGAUCCCGAGGACUUCUUCGUCUCAGUAGGAGUCAUCAUCUUCUCCUAUACCUCGCAGAUCUUCCUGCCUCCUUUAGAGGGCAGUAUGGAGGACAGGGGUCAGUUCAAUGCAAUGCUGAAGUGGACUCAUGCAGCUGCCUGCGUUAUGAAAACAUUGUUUUCCCUGGUGGCAGUCCUGACCUGGGGGAUAGAGACCAGAGAAGUCGUCACGGACAACCUGCCCUCUAACCUCCGUCCUGUAGUUAACCUGUGUCUUCUGGCUAAAGCCCUUCUGUCCUACCCUCUGCCCUUCUACGCUGCUGCUGAAAUACUGCAAACAUAUUUGCCAAGAGAUGCUUCUACUUCAUCCCGGUCCCAACACAGAGGUCGAGGAGUGUCUCGUCCUGCCCUGAUGGCCCGUGGCGCCUUAUUGCUGACAUCAUACUUGCUGGCCCUGCUGGUACCCCGGUUCUCCCUGCUGAUGGGUUUGACAGGGAGCGUGACCGGAGCGGCGCUGACUCUCAUCCUCCCGUGUCUGUUUCAUCUCAAACUGCAGUGGAGGCAACUCUCUGUGAGGGGUCGCCUGGUAGAUGUGGGGAUACUGAGCCUGGGGAUCAUAUGUAGUAUCUUGGGUGUGAUUUGCUCAGUGAAGAGACUGAUGGAGGGACCACAGGAGAGGUAG
This is a messenger RNA of Cololabis saira (Pacific saury), 1968 nucleotides long. RefSeq names its product vesicular inhibitory amino acid transporter-like. Lineage: Eukaryota; Metazoa; Chordata; Actinopteri; Beloniformes; Belonidae. The transcript has 8 exons. Gene Ontology annotation, biological process: amino acid transmembrane transport. The record is from RefSeq and is a predicted model, not a curated record. Bases 1 to 1968 code for a protein of 655 amino acids. Gene Ontology annotation, molecular function: amino acid transmembrane transporter activity. Gene Ontology annotation, cellular component: vacuolar membrane.